Cajanus cajan (pigeon pea) is the source of this 4066-nucleotide messenger RNA. The record is from RefSeq and is a predicted model, not a curated record. NCBI's taxonomy places the organism in Eukaryota, Viridiplantae, Streptophyta, Magnoliopsida, Fabales, Fabaceae.
AAUCCGAUGUGGAAAAAUUGUCUUCUGCAGGAGAAGUUGACUUUUACUGCAGAACUUGCGCCUUCAAGUUGACCAAAGUUCCUCUCAGGACUUUUGUUGAAAUGCCUUCGGUGAAUUGGAGAGAGGUGGCUGAUAACUGGUUUGGGGCUUGUUGUUGUUCGUUUGGAGGGAUAAGUGAGAAGAUGGUGAUGAGGUAUGUGAGUUCAUAUAUGUGCGCGCCGGGGAUGUGUCUAUUGAGUUCUACUUCUGUCACACUUUGCAAGGAUGAUCUUGUGGAAUGUGAUUUUCUUGAAGGGUGUGGAGAGCGAGAGUGGAGUUGUGUAACGGAAAACCCUGGAGAUGAUAGUGGUGGUAAAGGCAUGAGAAACUGUGAAUUGGAUGGUGAGAGAACUUCAACUUGGAGUGAUGAUGGGGGUGUUGACAAUGGGUGUGAAGAGCAAGAGUGUAGUUCUAUAGUAGAAAACCCCAGAGAUGAUGGUGCUGGCAUAGGCAUGAGAAACUGUGAAUUGAGUGAUGAAGGAACUUCAACUUGCAUCGAUGAUGGUGGUGUUGGCAAAGGGUGUGGAGAGCAAGGGUGUAGUUCUAUUUCUAUAGCAGAAAACCCCAGAGAUGAUGGUGUUGGCAAAGGCAUGAGAAACUGUGAAUUGAAUGGUGAAAGAGAUUUAACUUGCAGUGAUGAUAGUGGAGUGACUCUUGCUUUUGAUGAGAGUUCUAGGUUUGCACAUCCUGAGAAUGAUAAGGCUUCUGUGAAUUCCAGAUGUGAGUUUGUUAAGAAUGAACCUGAUCAUAGUGAUUUCUCUGACUCACGUCCAGAUUCAGAUGAUGCCAAAGAUGUGAACCAAGCUUCUAGUUGUUGUGCUCAUAUGACAAGCAAUCUUGGGAAUGGUGACAGGGAACAUCAUUUAUGUGGAACUGAUGGAAAAGAAGGGAUGUCAACUGAGACCGUGGAAAUUUUGGGAAAUCAAAAAUCCUUCCUCAACGGUUUUCUUGAAGAUAUUUUCAUGGCUAGAUUAUCAAACCUUUCAAAGGAUAUUGAUUGGCGUGAAUUUAGAUGUCCUCAAUGCACGUGUUUCCUUGGAGCCUACCCAUGUUUUGACGGCCAUACACUUGUAGAUGGGGGAAUACGAUUGUUCAAAUGUUAUAUUUCGACCAGUGUGCCAGUUGGAGGAUCAGGGGACAUGUUCAGGUUAGCAAAGAAUGACUAGAUUCACUCUCUUUGUCUUAGACUUGUUUAUCAGAAAGAAAAAAGGUGACUCGGUUUUGUGCCCUUAUAACUCGGUUGCAGGUGAGCUGACUAUGGGAAAUAGAUACAAUAAAACAUGUAUGCUUCUAGGAUUUAAGUAAAAUUAAUGCCAAUGUGAAUAAUUUGAUUCAUCCUAUCAGCUAAUUUUGGAAUAAUAAAUGAAUUAGUAAAAUUGAUAGAUAAUAAUUGUGCAGUAGAAAUAUAAUAUUGGGGAAGAAAAAGUAUUUAGUUUUUCUGUCAUAUUCUUGGUGGGAAAGAAGCGGCAGUGACUGGUUAACAUGAGUUCUUUUAUGCAUGUGCGCUAACAAUGUUUUCAAGGAAGUAAGUUUCAAUAUAAUUUUUGUUCUUGUAAUGUAUUGUUUUUUCACUUUUAUCUCUAACCUUUUAUAAUGUUUCAAAAAUAGUCCUUAUUGUCAACUACCAUUAAAAAAAUCCUAUGUGGCAAAUGGAAUACAUAUUAUAUUCGUGGCAAAUGGAUUACAUAUAAUAUUCGUUAUAUUUCAUUUCAUCAUUGCUAUGCAAGUAAAUUGAUUUUAAAUUUUUUUAGAUAAAAUUUCAAAAUGCACUUCACCGCACCCAAACCCUCAACCUCACCCUCAUGAUUGUGCUUCCCCUCUUCAGUCAAAAUCUGACAAUACAAACCCUAAAUUUCUCAAUCUAAACCCCAAUCCCCCCAAUGAGGAUCAACUUCUCCCAAUCUACAAUCUCGAUAACAAUAUUGAGUUCGUCCUCAAUGACUACUGCCUCUAUGAGGUCAUUGUUGGUCGUCUCCUCACUAUGGAGGAGUUUGACCUCAUGUUCAACUACUUUCCCAUCGUGUAAGAGCUCAUGUGUUGCAAGAGCGUCACUACUUUGUUGGCACCACUACCAAAGCCGCCUCCUUCAACUCUAAGAAGAACUAUGUCGGUUGGUUCAAGAUAAUCAAGACCGUCGUUACAUAUUGCAACUGUCACAACAACGAGUAGGACACCUCAUCGGAGAAGGGAGGUUGAUUUUCUAGCUCUAUCACCAAUGAUAGCUAGGAUUUGACGUUUCAUAGUUCAAAGAAAGUGUGCAUGAAGAGUAUGAUAAAGUGACAAUAAUGAAGUGCAUUUUGAAAUUUUGUCUAAAAUAAUUUUAAAAUUAAUUUAUGUAUGUGACAAUAAUGAAAUAAAAUAUAAUGAAUAUAAUAUGUAUUUUGUUUGUCAUAUAGAAUUUUUUUUAACUAAAGUUAAUGGCUGAAACUAUUUUUGAAACAUUAUAAAAGGUUAGGAAUGAAACAACAACGAAAAAAUUUACAGGGACUAAAAGUGGAAAAACGAUAAAUUACAUGCACGAAAAUUAUAUUUAAGCCUUUAAUAUGUAUAGGUUGGAAUUAGGUACAAUAUUAUGGUUCUUUCAUAAUAGUGUGUGCAAAGGUUUUACCAACAAAUGCCAUGUAUUUAUAAACGAAAGAGUUAAUAGUGAAGACUGAAGACAUGGUCCUGACAACUCAAGGUAAAAAGAAAUCUGUCUGGCAUGCCGUUUCUUCUUGAUCCUCUGAACAUGACUGUAUCCAUGUUGUGCUCUCUAGGCUAUUCCUAUUACUUUCUUUUUCCAGUUAAUAGGCCUUACAGUGGUUUAUAUAUAUAAUUUAAGCCAGGGAAGGGUUAUAUUGUAAAGCUCAUUAGUAACAUACGGAUAUAUCCUGAAAAAGGUUGUUAAUCAUUAAUUAUAUUAUAGGCCAAAGGCCAAAAAGAAAUCUGUCUGGCAUGCCGUUUUUUCUUGAUCCUGUGAACGUGACUGUAUCCAUGUUGUGCACUCUAGGCUAUUGCUAUUACUUUCUUUUUCCAGUUAAUAGGCCUUACAGCGGUUAUAUAUAUAUAUAUAAUUUAAGCUAGGGAAGGAUUAUAGUUUGAAGCUCAUUAGUAACAUACGGAUAUAUCCUAAAAAGGUUGUAUAUCAGUAAUUAUAUUAUAGGCCAAAGGCAAAAAGAAAUCUGUCUGGCAUGCCGUCUUUUCUCGAACAUGACUGUAUCCAUGUUGUGCACUCUAGGCUAUUGCUGUUUCCAGUUAAUAGGCCUUACAGCGGUUAUAUAUAUAUAUAUAAUUUAAGCUAGGGAAGGAUUAUAGUUUGAAGCUCAUUAGUAACAUACGGAUAUAUCCUAAAAAGGUUGUAUAUCAGUAAUUAUAUUAUAGGCCAAAGGCAAAAAGAAAUCUGUCUGGCAUGCCGUCUUUUCUCGAACAUGACUGUAUCCAUGUUGUGCACUCUAGGCUAUUGCUGUUUCCAGUUAAUAGGCCUUACAGCGGUUAUAUAUAUAUAUAUAAUUUAAGCUAGGGAAGGAUUAUAGUUUGAAGCUCAUUAGUAACAUACGGAUAUAUCCUAAAAAGGUUGUAUAUCAGUAAUUAUAUUAUAGGCCAAAGGCAAAAAGAAAUCUGUCUGGCAUGCCGUCUUUUCUCGAACAUGACUGUAUCCAUGUUGUGCACUCUAGGCUAUUGCUGUUUCCAGUUAAUAGGCCUUACAGCGGUUAUAUAUAUAUAUAUAAUUUAAGCUAGGGAAGGAUUAUAGUUUGAAGCUCAUUAGUAACAUACGGAUAUAUCCUAAAAAGGUUGUAUAUCAGUAAUUAUAUUAUAGGCCAAAGGCAAAAAGAAAUCUGUCUGGCAUGCCGUCUUUUCUCGAACAUGACUGUAUCCAUGUUGUGCACUCUAGGCUAUUGCUGUUUCCAGUUAAUAGGCCUUACAGCGGUUAUAUAUAUAUAUAUAAUUUAAGCUAGGGAAGGAUUAUAGUUUGAAGCUCAUUAGUAACAUACGGAUAUAUCCUAAAAAGGUUGUAUAUCAGUAAUUAUAUUAUAGGCCAAAGGCAAAA